This is a messenger RNA of Cryptococcus deneoformans JEC21, 3098 nucleotides long. RefSeq names its product beta-glucan synthesis-associated protein, putative. Bases 1119 to 2873 code for a protein of 584 amino acids. Gene Ontology annotation, cellular component: plasma membrane; endoplasmic reticulum membrane. Gene Ontology annotation, biological process: fungal-type cell wall organization; (1->6)-beta-D-glucan biosynthetic process. Gene Ontology annotation, molecular function: glucosidase activity. The transcript has 7 exons. Lineage: Eukaryota; Fungi; Basidiomycota; Tremellomycetes; Tremellales; Cryptococcaceae. The record is from RefSeq and is a predicted model, not a curated record.
GGGGGACGAACUGAAAGGAGAAUGAAGGGUGAAGUACGACCCCUGAUUUAUCGGAUGAGCAUCAUCGACAAAUGAUAUUGAUUUGAUAAGCAGUCAGGGGUGAAAAAUAUGGUUGCGGAUAAAACCUACCCUUCAUACUCGACUUCCGCUGAUUGCUCCCUCGGAAUAUCUUCGGACAACACAAUACCUACAGUACACACACACGACUUACACACACCCCCCAGAACCAACCCCCUUUCCCUUGCGUCCUCAUCAUUGCAACAUACAUUUACCAAUUUGCCAUAUCGAUGGCCACGGCCGAAGACCGAGUGACGAGUGAUUGUACAGCGAUUAUUUGUCUGUCGAUCCCAUCCGCCGCUUCCUGAUGAACGAUUUAUCCGUAAACCGUUUGUCCGACCCGUUGCCUACCUAUUAGUACAUUUUUGGACCUUCGUGGCCUCAACUGUUCACCUCCACCAUGGCAGGCCUUAAAAAGCUGCGUCAUCGAUUGCCGAACUCCACUUUUUUUUAAGUUUUGCUGUAGGGUUUAGAGGGAGACGAACGAUAAAAGGUAAACAUGGCAGCGAACAGUGGACGGCGAAGCGAUGAUAGCUUAGCGUUGUCCGCAACUUGCGACCUGCAAGCCGUUACAGACAAACUCAUAGGGCACUGGUACUGCAUCGCAUUCGGUUAUUAUAGCAGCAGCUCAUCUGAAGAAAACACGAUACAAUUGUUGAGCAAAUGUCAAGGAACGCCCCAAACGUCACAAACCUCGUGCUGGGCUCCUUUUUCCGGUCCAUUCUGUAUAUGGUUUUUGUAUCUGACAUCCGCUAAAGAGCCAACCAUUGGAAAUGGGCGCUUUGCACUGGUCCGUACUCAUUAUUCGGAGAUUAAUUACUGAAGGAAGACUACAACAACACAUUUGCCUUUUCAUUUCGUCUCUUCUACCAUUAGUACCUGUUGAUCUUGAUUGUGUUCGUUAAACAUCUCUUUCACAUCUGCAUCUCCGUCAGCUGCCGGUGCAUUCACCCACCCCGUCCGGCCACGAACCUUUUUGAGCAAACAGUAAAACACCUGGUAUUUUACAACGCUUUACAACAGUUUCUUCUCAUUCCUCCCUUGAUUAUAUUCCUCUUUUGAUGUCUCACCGAUUAACUUCUUCUACUUCGGCCAAUUGGGGUCCAAGAGGAUCAAUCUCUUCAUUUGCGUCAGUAUCAACAGCCAACCGAUAUGGGCCUUCAGCAACUCCAACUAGUACUUUGUCGACAGUUCCCCUCAAUGUACACUCACCUCAUCAAGCAGCACUUCCAACAGACGAUGAUGACGAUUUAGACGAUAGUCUCCACACAUUCACCCCGAAAGAAUACAGAGAGCAUUACAUCUCCUCUCGUUUCAACUUGAAGUCUUGGCGAGGUUGGACUAAUGCUUUGACUCUAGUGGUCUUAGCAGGUGGGGCUGUAAUGCUUUUUGCCGGUUACCCGAUUAUAUCUUUUUAUUAUGGUGACAGCAACUCGUCGGGCGGGAAUACAUCUGGCUUCAAUCUCGGCGGUAUCAAUGCAAGUGGGCAGUAUCCAGAAAUACCAGGACUACCGUCUUUGAUCGACCCUGAUACGCCGUCUUGGGCCUAUUCCAGAAAGGGGUCAGAUGACGAGGACUGGGAAUUGGUGUUUUCAGACGAGUUUGAGAAGGAGGAUAGGACCUUUUUUGAGGGAGACGAUCCAUUCUGGACAGGCAUGGAUAUUCAUUAUUGGGUAACUGGUGAUUAUGAAUGGCUUGAUCCCUCCGCUGUGACGACAAAAGACGGUCACCUGGUUAUCACUAUGACUCAAGAACCAAUUCACGAUCUCAACUUCAGGUCGGGAAUGAUUCAAUCUUGGAACAAGUUGUGUUUCAACAAGAAUGCUAUCUUCGAAGUUUCAGCCAGUUUCCCCGGUACAUCUGAAAUUGGAGGGUUCUGGCCCGGUAUUUGGACGAUGGGUAACUUGGGCAGACCAGGAUAUGCCGGGACGACGGACGGAACAUGGCCGUAUUCUUAUGACUCUUGCGAUGUCGGCACAUUACCCAAUCAAACAUGGGUGAAUGGGACAGGUCCUAUAGCAGCCCUCACGACCGGAUCCAACGGCGGAGCUCUAUCAUAUUUGCCUGGCCAACGACUUUCGGCUUGUACCUGCCCUGGUGAAGACCAUCCCGGACCCGAUAUUACCGUUGGUCGAGCAGCUCCUGAGAUCGAUAUGGUCGAAGCCCAGAUCGCCAUCGCAGAAGGAGAAGGACAAGUAUCUGCAAGCCUACAGCUUGCCCCCUUCGAUGAUUAUUACCAGUUCGACAAUUCAACCCGAUAUGCCACGAUCUACGACAAUGAUCUGACCUAUUUCAACACGUAUCUGGGUGGUACUACACAGCAAUCAGCCUCUGGCCUCACUACCGUCCCUUCCAAAAUCUACUACGAUCAAGAUGGUGAAAGCAAACAGUUUGUAAUGUUUGCCAUGGAGUACCAGGCAUUCCCGGAUGAUCGAGAUAAUGCAUAUAUCACUUGGUGGGCGGAUAAUAAAACGUCUUGGACACUUCGUUCGGGCGCUAUUGGUCCCAACGAGAGGACUGAGGUCAGUAGGCGACUUAUACCUGAAGAACCUAUGGCUAUGGUCAUGAAUCUUCAUUUGUCGAAUGGCUUCCAGGCUGUCGACUUUAAUCACCUCACCUGGCCAAACUAUCUUCGAAUCGAUUACGUUCGAAUCUACCAAAAGGCCGACCAUAUCUCUCUUACUUGCGACCCUGAAGAUUAUCCGACGGCCGAUUACAUCGAAGAUCAUAUUGAAGUGUACAGCAACCCAAACAUCACCACGUGGAAGGAAGGCGGCUAUUCAUUCCCCAAAAACAGAUUGAAGGAUGAGUGCUAAAGAAGCACACUCUUUCUCUUGUCGAUCAUUGAUAUCGACUCGCUUCGCAUAUAUAUACCCUCAUUUUUGAUCUCUGACAUGGACAAUGGACAACAAUUGUUAGUUCGGACAACAUAACGGACAGUGGUUCAGUUCGGGCAACAAAACGGACAAUCAAGGUUAAUCUAGGUAGACUUUUUAAAAGACCAUUUUUUGCAUUGUGACAUGGCUAUGCAUUUGGAUGAC